AUGUCUCCACAGGGUGCUGAAAAGCUUGUCAUGGCUGUGGACUUCGGCGAGACGAACUCGUCGGUUUCUCAUACUUUAGUACACGAGGGACUCCUGUCAGAAAGCGUCAUUAGUUUGUCGCCCACAACAGUGUCAAACUAUGUCUCUGGGAUGAUGACUUCCAGAGGAAGUUCGAUGCACUUGGAAGUGCCAACCUUGCUCCGGUAUCCCGUUGACUGGGUCUUCCAACCCCUCGACGAACUCAAAGUAGAGCAACCUGGCGCUAUCCGCCAUGACAAUCACCAGAUACGCUGGGGCUUGGAAGUCCAGCAAGACAUGUCGAGAGUCAUGUCACAUUCUGACAAUAAUCAGAUGCUUCUACACGGCUUCAAGAACCUUAUGAGCCAGUCAGACAACCAUCAGAUGCAGAACGCACGUCUUAUUGAAACACUCCGUCGACUAUCUCAGAAGAGGUCUUGUCCAAGCGAGAUUCCCAUUCGAGAGAUGCUUCUCUUAGUCAUCAUCGACUACCUGACGAAAUUGCUCGCCCAUGCCAAAGAUGAGAUUGUAGGGAGCAAAUCUAUUUCUACUACAGAGAUGGUCAUUUGCGUGCCAGUAUUCUGGAAUCAGCAAGCCCUUAGAGACAUGCAAACUUGUGUGAGUAUAGCCAUGAAGCGGGUCGAUUUUCCUGGAGUUCAAUUCAGCGGCGAUUGUAUGGAGAACAUAUUCAUGAUAUCAGAGCCAGAAGCUGCGGCGACACGGCUACUCGCCGGCCCCUCUGUCAUCAAAGAAGGGGAUGUUUUCACGAUCCUCGACGCCAGAGGAGGGACGUGUGAUGCCUUGACGUAUGUUGUCACUCAAGGAUUGCCUCUCAGGCUGUCCAGGCAGGUCGUGCAUCAUAGCGGCGAUUCAUGUGGCUCCAGUGCACUGAACGAUGCAUUCCGGCAGCUGCUAAGAACUUUACUCGCAGGCCACGACUACUUGAGCCAAGACGGGGCAACACUAGAGGGCUACAUCUGUAAGCUCGCCGUUCAUGACUUCGAGCACUUGAUCAAGGCCGGAUGGGUCGUCUCUGAGCAUAGCAAAGACUAUAGUCUUGAGGUCAUUGGGCUUAAGUUUGACGCUGGGGAUCCCAACCAAGCUGAGAACCCUCGACUGAGGCAGCCCAACCAGUUGACAAUCCGAUCUGAGCACCUCAAUGAGAUUUACACAAAGGUCUGCAAAAAGGUUUCUGCCAUUAUGGAGCAGCAGUUGCACGCAGCGGCCCAGAGUGGCCUGGAAAUUUGUAAAGUCAUCCUGACGGGUGGAUUCGGAGAAUCGAUUCCUCUACGAACACAUCUCCGUCAAAGUCUCGAGAGUUUCAACGCUGCCAAUAAUUGCAAUGUAGAGCUAUAUCUCUUCGACACACAUAACCGCAUGACGGCAAUCGAUGCCGUUUCCUUGGGAGGUGUCUUAAGGGCACUUGACAAAUCGAACGGUCCGACUAGGGUUGCAAGAUCAAGUUAUGGUGUUCGCUGCGAUGAGCCUUACUUCCACGAGUUGCAUGCAGGACAGCCGACUAUUCCGGGCUUCCAAAACUCGAAUGAACACUACGUGGAGGCCAUAGAAUGGAUUUCGAAAAAGGGCGAUGAUAUUGCUCCUUUGUUCCAGAAGUCUGCGACGCGCUACCAAACUUUCCCUUACUGGAAUGCUGAUGGUACAGUAAAUCACGGGCCGUUCGUUUGCCAAGAGGAGAUCUGGGUAUCCGAUGAGGCCUAUCUAGACUGUCGCAGUUUCAAAGAUGAUCAUAACAAAGGUAUGGCCCCUGAGACAUGGCCCAGCCAGCCUCCAUUAACCAAGUUAGAUGCUCAGAGGAUUGGUGUUAUAGUGACAGAUGUCACACAUCUCCGUCCACGGUUCCUGCGUAAGACUGCUCAAGCACGGGGCCCUCGUGGCCGUUACAGGAGAUAUUGGUACUGGAAGUUCCCUUAUGAAUUAGUCUUGAUCAUCGACGGCUUGAACAUGAAAUCUUUCACGCUGCCGUCCGCGCCGAGAUCCGCAAAUUAG
Molecule: messenger RNA, 2025 nt
Organism: Fusarium oxysporum Fo47
Lineage: Eukaryota; Fungi; Ascomycota; Sordariomycetes; Hypocreales; Nectriaceae
Product: Hsp70 family protein
Exons: 8
Coding region: 1-2025 (674 amino acids)
Source: RefSeq, a predicted model, not a curated record